Benincasa hispida (wax gourd) is the source of this 507-nucleotide messenger RNA. The record is from RefSeq and is a predicted model, not a curated record. Lineage: Eukaryota; Viridiplantae; Streptophyta; Magnoliopsida; Cucurbitales; Cucurbitaceae.
AUGGGAUCAACAACAACAAGCAACAGCCAUUAUUACAGCCCUUGUGCAGCCUGCAAAUUCCUAAGAAGAAAAUGCUUAGCAGCAUGUGUUUUUGCACCCUAUUUUCCACCUGAAGAUCCCCAAAAAUUUGCCAAUGUCCACAAGGUAUUCGGAGCAAGUAACGUGGCAAAGCUCCUCAACGAUGUUCUUCCUCAUCAACGACAAGACGCCGUCGUUUCACUCGCUUACGAAGCCGAGGCGAGAAUCAGAGAUCCUGUAUAUGGGUGUGUUGGGGCAAUUUCUUUCCUCCAAAAACAGGUCCAAAGACUCCAAAAGGAACUUGAUGCUGCCAAAGCUCGCCUUUUUCUCUAUUCUAGCACUGAUUUCUCAACUCCCUUUUUGCCUCCUCACCCUCAGAUUAUUACUACUCCUCAUCCACUGAUUUGGAAUAAUAAUCUUAAUCUUCAUAAUAAUAAUAAUGAUAUUAUCACUAAUUAUUCUUCUAUGUAUUUUAAUGGAGGAAUUUGA